Bombina bombina (fire-bellied toad) is the source of this 3887-nucleotide messenger RNA. RefSeq names its product poly(A) polymerase alpha (gene PAPOLA). Lineage: Eukaryota; Metazoa; Chordata; Amphibia; Anura; Bombinatoridae. The record is from RefSeq and is a predicted model, not a curated record. Gene Ontology annotation, cellular component: nucleus. Gene Ontology annotation, molecular function: RNA binding; poly(A) RNA polymerase activity.
CAGCCAUGUUAGACUAGACGGGAAGCGCAGAGGAAGAGGGUUCCUGCCGGGAGCCACUCAUUGUUAUUCGUUUAGACGGUUACCGUACCGCGCCCGCCGCUUAUCUGUGGCUGGCUUAGGAUGCUCGAGGCCCGCGCGCGGCGGGCGGACUAACAUUUGUUUAUCGUGGGAACGUUACAAUGCCUUUCCCAGCAGGAUCCCCUGGAUCUCAACAGCAGAAAAACUAUGGAAUAACAUCUCCUAUUAGUUUAGCUGUACCCAAGGACACUGAUUGCACACUUACCCAAAAGUUAAUUGAAACUUUGAAACCUUUUGGUGUCUUUGAGGAGGAAGAGGAAUUGCAGCGUAGAAUUUUAAUUUUGGGGAAACUAAACAAUCUAGUGAAAGAAUGGAUACGAGAAAUUAGUGAAAUCAAGAAUCUUCCACAGGCUGUCAUUGAAAAUGUUGGAGGAAAAAUCUUUACGUUUGGUUCGUAUAGAUUGGGAGUUCAUACUAAAGGUGCUGAUAUUGAUGCCCUGUGUGUUGCUCCAAGACACGUUGACAGAAGUGACUUUUUUUCAUCUUUUUACGAGAAGCUGAAACAGCAAGAAGAAGUGAAAGACUUGCGGUCAGUGGAGGAAGCCUUUGUUCCUGUUAUUAAACUGUGUUUUGAUGGGAUAGAGAUUGAUAUUUUAUUUGCAAGACUUGCACUGCAGACCAUUCCAGAAGAUUUGGACCUUCGAGACGAUAGUCUGCUAAAAAACUUAGACAUUCGAUGUAUUCGGAGUCUUAAUGGUUGCAGAGUAACUGAUGAAAUCCUCCACUUAGUACCAAACAUUGAUAAUUUCAGGUUAACUCUGAGAGCGAUCAAGCUAUGGGCUAAGCGUCAUAACAUCUAUUCAAAUAUAUUAGGCUUCCUUGGAGGUGUUUCCUGGGCUAUGUUAGUUGCGAGGACCUGUCAGCUGUAUCCAAAUGCUAUAGCAUCAACUCUUGUACAUAAAUUUUUCUUGGUGUUUUCAAAAUGGGAGUGGCCUAAUCCUGUGCUGUUAAAGCAGCCUGAAGAAUGCAAUCUUAACCUACCAGUGUGGGAUCCAAGGGUUAAUCCCAGUGAUAGGUACCAUCUCAUGCCUAUCAUUACACCAGCCUAUCCACAACAGAAUUCUACUUACAAUGUAUCAGUGUCUACACGCAUGGUCAUGGUUGAGGAGUUCAAAAAAGGCCUUUCUAUUACAGAUGAAAUCUUGCUGGGUAAAGCUGAAUGGUCCAAACUUUUUGAAGCUCCUAACUUCUUUCAGAAGUACAAGCAUUAUAUUCUUCUCCUUGCAAGUGCACCAACAGAAAAGCAAAGACUUGAAUGGGUUGGGUUAGUGGAAUCAAAAAUCCGCAUCCUUGUUGGAAGCCUGGAGAAGAAUGAAUUUAUUACACUUGCUCAUGUGAACCCUCAGUCAUUCCCUGCUCCUGGUGAGAAUCCAGAAAAGGAAGAAUUCCGUACAAUGUGGGUCAUUGGAUUAGUGUUCAAAAAGAUGGAAAAUUCAGAGAAUCUUAGUGUUGACCUUACUUUUGACAUUCAGUCUUUUACCGAUACAGGUUCUUUGAAUGAAAGCAUUCCUGAAAGUGCCACACAGUCGGCUGUUUCGCCAACGUCAAGGCCCAUAGUGUCACGAGUUGUGUCGUCUACUCGUGUGCUAAACCAAGUUCAAAAACCACCCUCAAACACAUCAACAAAAUUGCCAAGUCCAGCAGCAGGAGUGAAACGGACAACAACUCCACCGAAUGAUGAAAGUCCGAAGAAGCUCAAAACAGAAGAGGAUGAACAGGAUUCUUCUGCAGCUGAAAUGGAUGAACCAAACAAAUUUGAAAUAGAAGAUUUAAAGGAACCUGAUGUUGAAGCGAAAUCGGCAUCUCCUGUACCAGGUGCACUGCCAUCUCAGCGAUCGUCCAGUACGGACCUGUCUGAUAUAUCGGUCCUUCCUGCCAAUCCUAUUCCUGUUAUCAAGAAUUCUAUAAAGCUGAGACUAAAUCGGUAAAAAAAAAAUAAAAAAAAAAUAAAUAAAACCACCUCAGGGUCCAUAAACACUAUCCAUCAAGUCAACUGUUGUCUUUAUACUACAAUGCAAGAGAAAUGAAGAAUGCAAGAGUUAUACACGACUAACAAUGUUUAGGUUAAUUUUGUGAAGCUGUCUUUUUGGGCUGUAACCAAGACGUUUUUGGAAGUCCAGGUUAGUAUGUUGAAACUGAUGAACUGUAAAUAAGUUGCCAGCAGUUGCAUUAUGAUAUUAAGAGCUCCAGUUGCUUUGAAGAGAAUAAAUGAAAAUCUAUUUAAAAAAAGAAAAGGAAAAAAAACGAAUUGUAUAGUUUCCAAACAUUCUAGCAGAAUUAUGGUUGAUGUAUCAUUACGAAAUUUAAAAUACAACUGGCCUAAAAUCUUUCGGCUGAUGCACUUUUAUGUUUCUUUCUUUUAACUGCAGUAAAUAUAAAUUUUAGAUGGCUUUCUUUUUAAUUUUUCAUUGGUUUGUUUUAAUAGUUUUGUUCAUGCCCCAGCCCUAAGGAUAUGAGUCUAGGGUAAAUAAAAGUUAAACCGUUGCUAUCUCAUGUUUAAGUGGCCGCAGGAUGUAUUUUAAUUUAAUAUCUGAGUAAGCCAUUUUUCGGUUUCUUUAUAUGGAGAAAUUUUUAUGGAGUAUAAAAACCAGUGACCAUAUUGUAAGAAAAAUGGUCUUGUAACAGAAAAAAAAACCUUCAUCUUUCCACAUAUCUGAAAAUAUACAAAAAAACUCAACUUUGAUUUUUUUAUUUUUUUUUUCAAUAGCCUUUAAAUAAUUCUGCAAUAAUAGUGACGUGUUAAUCUAUUAGUGGUCCCCGUGUUAGGAAUUUGUCACAUUGGAAAUUUGGCCAUUAAUAUGAAUCUACAACCAUGUAUUUCUUGUAGUAUUUAUUUGUUUGAAAAAGGUCUCGUUCAUGUCCACCUUUCCAGGGUUUCUUUUGUUUUUAAUUCCUUUUUUUCAAAUGCUAGUACAUAAGACUGGUUAUUGUAUUGCAUAACAUAUGCCUCUCUGUCAAAAUAACUCCCCAUCACCUGGUGAAGCAAAAACUAAAUGCUGAAGAUCUCAUCUGUCAUUUUUGUUUGCAGCAAGGGUUGCUAUAGCGAAUGGUGUGUAUGUACAUAAUAAAAUGGGGAGAAUUGACAUCUUCAAGAACUUUUACUUUUUUUUUUUUUUGGUGCAAAACGGGGUAUAUACAUCUUCCCUUUUAACAACCUAAGGUUUACUUAAAGCAUGUUUUCAUUAAUUCCAUCUCACAUGCAUGUUCAUCCUUCAGUUGUGUUUUUAAAGCAUCUAUUUGGGUUUAUAUUUUUCUUUCUGUAUAAGUCUAAAGUACUUUUGCAGAGUAUGAUUCAUAGUAAUUUUUAUGUAACUCACACAUGUGUAGCAAUUAGUCUCACCAACAAACACAUUCUUAGAAAUCAUUUUUAUUUUUUUUGUAUUUUUCUGCUCCCUUAAUUGCCAAGUUACACAAAGUUACCCGUUUUUUUUAUUUGUGUGUAUUUUAUGUAAUUAAGCAACUUAGAGAGACCUUGGCAGACACAGAUUUGGUCUUGUCCUUUGACACAUUAGUCCCUCAGCACUCCCCUCUCCCUUUAAUUUCUACCUACCUGUUAACAAUUUAUUUUUAUUUUUUUUGUGAUUAAAACUUCACCCCGUUUUUAGUGAUUUUUUUUUUUUAAAACUAGUUUUCAUUACCUGAGGGUAAGACUGUUGCUUACGCAUGAUGUACGUAUUGUCUCAUGACUGGAGUUUGCUUUGUUUUAUAGUAUAUGUACUCCUUGUAUUUUUCAAGAGCUAUUUUGUAAACAGAUGAUGUAUUUCUCCAUUGGAAAAAAAAAACAAAAAACAAUAAAAAACAGCACAAUC